Molecule: messenger RNA, 1422 nt
Organism: Puntigrus tetrazona (Sumatra barb)
Lineage: Eukaryota; Metazoa; Chordata; Actinopteri; Cypriniformes; Cyprinidae
Gene: nsmce2
Product: NSE2 (MMS21) homolog, SMC5-SMC6 complex SUMO ligase
Exons: 7
Coding region: 397-1092 (231 amino acids)
Biological process (GO): double-strand break repair via homologous recombination; protein sumoylation
Cellular component (GO): Smc5-Smc6 complex; nucleus
Molecular function (GO): zinc ion binding; SUMO ligase activity
Source: RefSeq, a predicted model, not a curated record
AAGGUGGAGAGAUUAGGUUGACUAAUGAUGAUACUACGCACAAAUAGCACGUGCUACGCUGUUUGCCAUUCAUUUUCUGCAUAAUCAUAAAGCAUAUCAAGUAGUCGUAUUCGCUUCAACAACCUUUAAAUACCCAACAUUUGGACCUCCUAAUGUAAAAAAAAAAACAAAAAAAAAGAUAUUAUGUAACAAACCAUGUAAAUUAGGCAGUCAGGUGCACUGUGAAUGAGAUUUUGAACACGUCCCUAAACCGUCAAUCAGUAACCGUUCACUACAGCACAGAUCUCCAUGUGUGGGCAUCAGAGUAACGUUACUCCAGAGCGAGGCCUACAGCAAGGCCCUGUCAUCGCCACUGUUGACUGAACUCUCCGUGCUGUUUAAUUGAAGCUUCCAAGGAUGUCUUUAAGUUCAGUGCAGUCCACUUUGUCCACUCUGAAGUCAUGCCAAGCGGAUAUAGGAGGCUGUAUGGACAUGGUAUCAGAUGUUGCGCUGGGAAUAGUUGAAGCCCAAGGUAUGGAUAACAGUCCGGCUCUGAAGAAGCUGGAGGAGAUGAUUCUGGAGUGUUCGAGACUGGACAGAGAAAUCAACUGUUUUGUUGAGGCUGUUGACGAGAUGACCGCACAGGCCAGACAUGAUCCUCCCGAGGCCAUGGUUCAUCUGAGAAAUUCUGUAAGGGAGAGAUUCACUGAGCUUAUGGCUGAAGUUACAGAUGCAGACCUGCAAAGGCACAGCAAGGUUAUUGCCUUCAGAGAAAGUGUGAAGAACUAUGCCAUGCAAGUGGGUCUAACUCCUGCUGGGAAUGAAGAAGAGGAGCUAGAUGAAGACAUUGCUGUAACACAGAGCCAGACAAACUUCAUCUGCCCUCUCACUCAGGUUGAGAUGGUCAAUCCAGUGAAAAACAAGAAAUGCCUUCAUUACUAUGACCGAGAGGCUGUACAUGAAAUGAUUAAGGCCAGGCACAAAAAUAAGAAGAAAUUUUGCUGUCCAAAGGUUGGCUGCGGAAACACGGACGUUCAGGUGUCAGAUCUCGAGUUGGACCUGGUUAUGAAGAGAAAGAUCCAGAACCAUAUGAGACAGAGCGGAAAAACUUAACUAAAUUAGUCCUGCGGAUGUUACAGUUGUUCUGUCUAUAAUGGGGAAAAUACUUUUGCCUGAAAGUUGAAAUCUAAAACAGGAGACAUUUGUAUUAAAAUUUGGUUCAUGUUAAUCUUUAUCGCAUUUAUAGUUAAUGUUUGUGGUACAAAUAUAAAUGCACUAUGCUCAUCAAAGCUGACUUUUUUUUUAAUAAACAUCUGCAACUUUCUUACGACCUCGUUGUCAAAACCUCAGAUUAACUAGGCAUUUUAUCUUGCAAUUUCUUCAGAGUAAGACUUUGUUCAUCUCUAGCAAUGACAAUAAAAGCUGCUUUUUUUCCAAACUCAA